Molecule: messenger RNA, 1311 nt
Organism: Prorocentrum cordatum
Lineage: Eukaryota; Dinophyceae; Prorocentrales; Prorocentraceae
Source: the annotation of a GenBank genome assembly
AUGGUUGGCCUCUGGUGUGUGGGCCUGACCGCCAGCGGCUUCGAGCAGGGCGCGGGCGUUCAGGCGCAGUUCAGCGAGCCCGACCAGGAAGACAUCGAGCACUUCCACGGGCAGGGGGCCAACUGCUUCCGGGUGCCCAUCACUUGGAAUCGCCUACAGUCCAGCCUCGGCAGCAACGAGCUUGACCCUGUGUCGGAGUUUGUCGAGACCAUCAGGUACAUUACGGAGGACCUCGAGGACUACGCCAUUGUCGUGCCCUUCAGCGGUUCGGCCAACGGUGGCCUAAGGUACGAAGAGCAGGAGGCCACCAUGGACGAUUUCGUCAACCUUUGGACGGCGAUCUCCAAGGAAUUCGCCCAGAACGACCGCGUCAUCUUCGAGCUGUUCGACUACCCCGAGUAUGGUUGUCACAAUGGGGAUUGCGGCGACGGCAACACGGGCUUCUUCGGUUGGGGUGACGACACGAACGGCGUGUAUGUCCAGGCCUGGCUGGAGUGGUGCCAGGGAGCGGUCGACGCCAUCCGCGCGCAGGGCGCUGACAACUACGUCCUCGUGCCCGGGCUGAAGAAGUCCCUCGCCAGGGACUGGCUGGGCGCGCAGUGGUGGGGCGAGUCCCUGGACGGCUACAGCAGGGCUGGCAACCUGAGGCUGUUUGCGCUCCAGGACCCCUCCAACAGGACCGCCUACAGCAUGCGCCAGUACUUCGACUUAGGGCAGAUUGGUCUGAGCCCCGGCUGCGAGGGCCACGACGCGCACGUGAACGGGGGCUUGUCCGCGGACGAGGCGCUCACCUACACCAUCGCCAUUGCACAGAAAUACAACAAGAAGCUGUGGAUGACCGAGGUGCUUUCCAUUCCCGACGCGGAUGCCACCACAGCGGAGAGGGAGGAGUGCGAGAGCAAGCUGGGGGACUACCUGGCGGAAAUGGCGGACUCGGGGGUCUUCCUCGGCUACCAGGUGUGGCAGUUUGGGUGCAAGGACUGCGCAAAGGGCGUGGACCUGUCCCCCGAGAGCAUCGACGAGAACUACAACAACUUCGACUGGUACAACCUCGAGAAGUACGGAAUCACCAGCACAAGCACCUCGCGUACCCAGACCACGGUCACCAGGACCUCCGUCACGAGCACCACGGCCACCACCUCCACCUGCACGGGCUGCACGCACACGCAGACCAGCACCACGGGGACCACGAUAACGGCCACCACGGCGACGUCGACCACUACGCCGGAGGACCUGAAUGGCGCGCCGUCCGCCCUCCCCAGCGCGGGCUUGGCUGCCGCGGUGGUUCUCGCCCAGCUGCUGGCGUGCUGA